Molecule: messenger RNA, 701 nt
Organism: Pseudogymnoascus destructans
Lineage: Eukaryota; Fungi; Ascomycota; Leotiomycetes; Thelebolales; Thelebolaceae
Gene: LSM7
Product: Sm-like protein lsm7
Exons: 3
Coding region: 1-414 (137 amino acids)
Biological process (GO): mRNA splicing, via spliceosome; nuclear-transcribed mRNA catabolic process
Cellular component (GO): U12-type spliceosomal complex; U2-type prespliceosome; U6 snRNP
Molecular function (GO): RNA binding
Source: RefSeq, a predicted model, not a curated record
AUGUCCGAACAUCAGGGCCCCCAGUCUCGCGGUGGACGCGGUGGUGGACGUGGAGGCGGGCGUGGAGGCGAACACAGAGGUGGGCGCGGCGGAGGUGGAGGGCGCGGCGGGCACAAUUCACAACAGCAGGAACGGCCAAAGAAGGAGAACAUUCUCGAUUUAAGCAAAUAUAUGGAUAAGAGGAUUACAGUGAAGUUUAAUGGCGGUAGAGAAGUUACUGGCGCAUUAAAAGGUUACGACGCGUUGAUGAAUUUGGUCUUGGACGAUGUGCAGGAAGUCUUACGAGAUGACGACGGAAACGAGACUACGCGAUCACUGGGAUUGGUGGUGGCAAGAGGAACACUUCUGGUGCUGGUCAGCCCAGUAGAUGGGAGCGAAUCAAUCGCCAACCCAUUCGUACAGGAGGAGGAAUAAGAAUCUCGGGUCUGACUAGAGAGAAUUGUGGCGUCCCGAACUACGAAAAUCGGAUAGGGAUGUGGUCAAGCUACCUGAAGAGGAUUUAGGUGAUUUUUGCAAAGGCCACAGUCUUCAAGCACUAUCGUGUGCUAGGCAAGAGUUCUCAACACCUGCCAUUCGGCCCUCGAUCUGCCACCACGAAGGCUCAUCAACAGUGUGUAGACAGCAUGUAGCCAAAAUAUGAGCUAUAUGGACCGGUAUUGCAUCACCAACUUCUGAAAUGUCUUGUUGCUACUCGUUGUAGG